AUGCACAAACCGGCUUUCCUACACAUAGGUUCACUCAGCUUGAACUCGGGCACCAGUGUGCGCUGGUUAAGGCCGUGUGCGAAAACUCACGCGAGCUGUUGCCGAGUGCUUGUGACGCAGAACCCAGCGUUCCGUGUGGCGCGCACCGGGACGAGCAGCUCUCACCACUGCAGGCUACGGACUACGAAAUCGAGACUUUUCAUGGCUUCUGGGCAGGUAGGUAUCUUUACGCCGGUCGUCAUUGUUGCGCGGGCAAUUCUAGGGAAACAACGCUUCGAGAAAAUUCGAGGUAGGGGCAUUGCGCUCCACUCGCAGGCUAUCACGAACUUUUGUAAGUUUGCAGGUGUCGACAAUAAAGUUCGCCAAGGUCUCAUUCGCAUGGCGAAAGCGAAUGGUAGCAAACUGGGUUUCCUGUCAUGA
Messenger RNA from Cyanidioschyzon merolae strain 10D, 420 nucleotides. RefSeq names its product PGR5. The record is from RefSeq and is a predicted model, not a curated record. Lineage: Eukaryota; Rhodophyta; Bangiophyceae; Cyanidiales; Cyanidiaceae. The transcript has a single exon. Gene Ontology annotation, biological process: photosynthetic electron transport in photosystem I; response to high light intensity. The coding region runs from base 1 to 420 and encodes 139 amino acids.